GCGCACACAGGCAGCGAGAACGCGCAGUUGUCAGCUUAGCAACAAUGGCCACUUCGGGCUCGUAAAGCGAAGGGGCGGUGGAGCGUUUCUUUAAAUCCACGAACAUCGCCCUAAAUAUCGGCCUGGUUUCCUUUCAGAGCUGCUAAAAAAUAAACUGGAAUCAAUUCUGCACACGAAUAUAUGAUUAUUUCCGUUAAAUAUAAAAAACUGAUAAAGAUAUUACUGAGAAAUAUUAAAAGCGAAACAUGUAAACAGAACUAAACCGGCUUGCAAGUUUUUUUCCAGUUUAGUGAAACAUUUGUCCAUGUAUGAUGGAUUUCUAUUCGUUUCUGAAUCUUUAAAAGACUCAAAUCCAAAAGCUCUGUGCACGGAAAAGGAUAAAUAAUUGAAAAAGGAGACUUUUGUCCUUUCAUCGUUUUGUGUUUUUUUUUUUUUUUUUUUUUAAAAAGAGCUCGCUCGCUAGCUGGCUAGCUUAGCUUAGCACGGCUAGCUAGCUAAACAAGGCGAGGAGAAAGUACGCAGUGUCCUUACAUUGUUUUUGAGGGUUAUUUUUUCUCCGUCAAGCGGCAAGAGACAUAAUUUUGAACGAAAGAGAGAUUGAUAAAUAACUUUAAAAAGAUUUAUGUUUCAUUGGUGUUAUUUUUGUAACAUCAGAAGAGAAGAGGCACGCGCUGCAGAAGAAGUUGGCCGGGGAUGAGUUCCGGAUAAAGCCGUGAGCAGCGCUAACUCUAAGGGACCGUGGUCGGCGGAAUAAGGCAUGCCUGGCUCGGCCCGACAUCAUGUCACCAAGCGGAAGUCGGAACCUGAAUAUAAACAACAAACGACGGCAUCCACCGGAAACGCCGACUCCAGGCUUCAUCAGACCAAAUCUACGGGCUCCUCAUCGUCCUCCUCUUCUUCUUCAUCAUCGUCGAAGCACAACAAACGCCACAAACCGUCCAAACAUGGCAGCCGGGCAGACUCUCCGGUGGAGCCCCCUGUCGUCUCCAUUAAGCCCUUGGUGGAAUAUGAUGACAUAAGUUCCGACUCGGACGAGUUCCUGGACCCUCCCGGACCACCGGCCGAGAAACCGCAGGAUGAGCUGUACCAUAACAAAGAGAUCCGAACUCAUAAACGCAAACGCUCGAGGAAAAAGUCCAAAGACCCGCACCGGGUCCGGGAGUCGGGCGACGACACGGACAGAGACGGCAAGACGAGGAAGACGGACGGCCGAGACGGAAAAGACGCAAAGAGGAAAAGCAGAGACAAGCUCGCUUCCACUGUCGGCGUCUCUCGUCCGGAGGGCGACUCGGGUUUGAGGCGCGCACCCGCAGAGUCGCAUUCGUCCUCCGUUGCUCUUCAGUUAGCCGAGUCCUCGAGCUCCGCGUCACAGAAAAGUAAAAGCAAAGAAUCUCACGAUUUGUCCCACCGGUCAUCUCACCGCUCGCACCGUAACAAGGCCGAGCACGAACACGAGCGCGAGCAUUCGGACCGCAGCCACCGCAAGGUGUCCAAAACCCGGAAAGGUGGCUCGUCUCGAACCGGGGCCGGUGGUGGUGUCUCCGUCACCGCCUCCUCCCCCGUGGAUCCAGAGGACGGGUACUUGUCCCGGCGCCGUGCGAACACCCCGAGUCCGUACCGGGACAGCUCCCGCCGGAGCAGGCAGAGGUCCGAGAGUCCGUACUCACGCCGGAGAUCCUCCAGCUACGACCGGGACGGGAGUCCGUACGGAACCAGACGCUCCUGCAGUACCAGUCCAGUGUCCCGGCGCUCAAUCCGGUCACGCAGUCGCUCUCCUAUGUACUCAUCCUCUCGUCGGUCCUCUUCACACUCGCGCAGCAAGAAACACUCUUCCCAGGGAGGAGCCAGCGGGAGCGCUGCCUCCAGGAGCCGCCCGGCCAGCCGCUCCCCUUCAUCCUCCCGCCUGCCCAUCUCAUCAAGCCUGGGGGCGGAGCUUACACGUCGGAAGAAAGAACGUCAAGCUGCAGCGGCAGCUCGGGCGGCCGCAACCCCACCUUCUCAACCUCAAGACCAGAAGGUGGAGCCGGAGUCGGCUCCGCCUCCAACACCUGAGCCAACUCCUCUAGCUCCGAAUCCAAUCAUAUCCGAAGUAACAGAUGUAGCACCGCCCCCUCCUCCACUUCCUGCAAAUUCCCCGCCCCCGCUUCCUUUCAAUUCUCCACCCCCGCUUCCUUUAAACUCCCCACCGCCGCUGCCUUUAAAUUCACCACCACCACUUCCUCUAAACUCUCCGCCUCCACUUCCUUCUUCAGCUCUGCCUACAUCUUCAGUCCCGCCAACCCAGUCCAAAAGCCCUGCCCACAAAACCACGCAAAUCAAAACCUCCACCCUUCCGCCCCUCCCUCUACCACCAGUACUACUGGGAGACUGCAGGGAUAGUCCGAAGAAGGCCACGCCCACUCACCGUACCUCAAGGAAAGAACGAGAGAAAGAAAAGGACAAAGAGAAGGAGAAAGAUGUUAGGCCACGCCUCCUUAGUGACUUGCCUCUCCCACCUUUACUACCUGGAGGGGAUUCGCCUCCGCCCCUUUCACCUGUGCAAGAAGCCCCGCCUCCUGUACAGCCCACCUACAAGAAGAGACCAAAGUUCUGCUCUCCUCGUUUUGGUGAGAAGAGACAAACCCAGAUCGACUGGGGGAAACGCUGCGUGGACAAGUUCGACAUCAUCGGCAUCAUCGGGGAAGGAACGUACGGCCAGGUGUAUAAAGCCAAGGACAAGGACACAGGUGAGCUGGUGGCUCUGAAGAAGGUGCGUUUGGAUAAUGAGAAGGAGGGCUUCCCCAUCACCGCCAUCCGGGAGAUUAAAAUCCUCAGACAGCUGAACCACCGCAGUGUGGUGAACAUGAAGGAGAUCGUCACCGACAAGCAGGACGCACUCGACUUCAAAAAGGACAAAGGAGCGUUCUACCUGGUGUUCGAGUACAUGGACCAUGACCUGAUGGGGCUGUUGGAGUCGGGCCUCGUCUCGUUCUCACACGAACACAUCCGCAGCUUCAUGAGGCAGCUGAUGGAGGGACUGGACUACUGUCACAAGAAGAACUUCCUGCACAGAGACAUCAAGUGUUCCAACAUCCUGCUCAACAACAGUGGACAGAUAAAGCUGGCUGAUUUCGGUUUGGCGCGUCUGUAUAACUCUGAGGAAAGUCGCCCGUACACCAAUAAGGUGAUCACACUGUGGUACCGCCCACCUGAGCUGUUGCUGGGGGAGGAGAGAUACACACCUGCCAUUGACGUCUGGAGCUGCGGGUGCAUUCUGGGAGAGCUCUUCACAAAGAAGCCCAUUUUCCAGGCUAAUCAGGAGCUGCUACAGCUCGAGCUCAUCAGUCGUCUGUGUGGCAGUCCGUGUCCUGCAGCUUGGCCCGACGUUAUUAAACUACCCUACUUCAACACCAUGAAGCCCAAGAAGCAGUACAGACGCCGCUUACGAGAGGAGUUCUCCUUUUUGCCCUCUCCAGCGCUGGACCUGUUUGACCGUAUGUUGACCCUUGACCCCUCCCGCCGGUGUACAGCAGAGCAGGCGCUGGCGAGUGGUUUCCUCUGUGAUGUUGACCCCAAUAAGAUGGCGCCUCCAGAUUUGCCUCGCUGGCAGGACUGUCAUGAGUUGUGGAGUAAGAAGAGGCGGAGACAGAGGCAGAGUGGGCUGACAGAGGACGCACCUGUUCAGAAAGCAGCGCAGCAGAAGGAUGCGGGGAGCACAGCCAGCCGAGAGAACAGCCAAUCAGCACCCAGCUCCUCUCCUCCCCCUCCCCCCACCACACACACUGACCUCACGGGUCUGGGUGCAGUAGCUGAUCAGCUGAAUCAGACGGAGAUGGCCGUGCUGUUGAACCUGCUGCAGGGUCAAACCGACCGUCUCACUCUCCCUCAAAUGGCUGAGCAUCUUCUUGCUUCCUUUUCCUCCUCCUCCUCCUCCUCACUUCCUGUCCCUGACUCCGCCCCAGACGCUGACUCCACCCAACAGCUGGAGCUGCUCAGCCACACCCUCUCGUCUCUCAUUCAGGCGUCCAAUAGCGCGCCGGCUCCUCCUCCUCCUCCACCUCCUCCUGCUGAAGCUCCUCAACCCGAGGCACCUCCCCCAGAAGCCCCACCCUCAGAUGACACCACCGGCCUCCUCGCGCUUCUCCUGAGCCAGCUGAUAAAAGCUCCGCCCCAGGGGGUGGAUCAAGGCGAGGAGAGCAACGGCGUCCAGUCGGAUGGGGCGGUGACGAGAAGCAGCUCCGCCUCCCUUUCUGGCACCGACUGCAAGGCAGUAGAAGUGACGCGCUGAAGAAAUAUAAAAUAAAUCAAAGUUUGUUUGUUUCAAAUCCUUAUUUUUCACUUUUCAGUAACUUUUUAAUGCCGUACGUCUCAAUUUAUAAAGUCAGUGUUGAGUUUUUUUUUUUUUAUGGGAACAAAUACACACACAAGACAUGUCUCUGUUGUCAUGUGCUGCAUCUUUCCAUGUCGUCAUUCAUAUGUCAUGUCAGCGUUUCUCAUCGUGCCUCUCGGUCAUCUCGAUAUCCUCGUUAAGGCCACGUUAACGAGCUCAAUCACACUGAAACUGACCUCCAUGAGCUUUUUCCUUACAAGUGAACCCAAGCUAGAGGUGCACCACGUUCACACCAGCAGCCGACGAGUCUCGUCGCACUUGUGGGCGUGGCCUGUCCAGAACUUUAUUUAAAGUGAGCGUAGAGUUAGAGCCGGGCCCAUCUUUACAUUAUUGAUAUUUACGUUCCGAUUCAGUAAGGGCUGUAACUCCUCUUCGCUGCUGCAGGGUUGUCUUCUAUAACCAGUCAUUUGGAGCAGAUCAAUUUGCAUAAAAUUAGCAUAAAAAUGAAGAUGCUUUGGUGUGUGCUCCUGUGAGCGCAGAGAAAACCGAGGAUACAGGAACACACACUCACACACACACACUACAUCAGUGGAGCUGUGAACGCGGUCAGAUCCGAUCCGGUGUGUUAGUGUGAGAUCGGACCAUUAUUAACCCUCAAGGUGCAUGUAAGAAUAAAGGAGUAAUGGAGCACUAACGUUCUGGUUGUGUCUCUCGUCAUUAUUCACUAAAGUGAGCGAGCAGGAGCACUGAUCACGCACAGUCCAGUGUUUAUUACUGUUUAAUAACAUGUUUCUAAUCCCUCACGUCUGCACUGGGGUUAUGAUCAGGGGUGUGGAGGAUUAUAUUAUAUACGUUACGUUUCCUCUGUCGCAGUGCGCCUCCUGAUUUUCAUCUGUGUUGUGUUUUUUCUGGGUUUGGGGGGUGUGUGUGUGUGUGAGAGAGAGAGAACCUGGUGUCACAGUAUGUGCUCUCGGCCUUCAGCGGUCGCACGUUGAAUAAAUUAUGAGCGAAACACGAA
Ictalurus furcatus (blue catfish) is the source of this 5327-nucleotide messenger RNA. RefSeq names its product cyclin-dependent kinase 12 (gene cdk12). Gene Ontology annotation, biological process: protein phosphorylation; positive regulation of transcription elongation by RNA polymerase II; transcription elongation by RNA polymerase II. The record is from RefSeq and is a predicted model, not a curated record. NCBI's taxonomy places the organism in Eukaryota, Metazoa, Chordata, Actinopteri, Siluriformes, Ictaluridae. The transcript has 15 exons. Bases 758 to 4267 code for a protein of 1169 amino acids. Gene Ontology annotation, cellular component: cyclin/CDK positive transcription elongation factor complex; nucleus. Gene Ontology annotation, molecular function: RNA polymerase II CTD heptapeptide repeat kinase activity; cyclin binding; cyclin-dependent protein serine/threonine kinase activity.